Stylophora pistillata is the source of this 546-nucleotide messenger RNA. RefSeq lists its product as uncharacterized. The record is from RefSeq and is a predicted model, not a curated record. NCBI's taxonomy places the organism in Eukaryota, Metazoa, Cnidaria, Anthozoa, Scleractinia, Pocilloporidae.
AUGGAAGCAAAUGAAGCCAAGGGUUACAUCCGGAAACUGGAGCCAGGAGAAAUUGAUGAUGGCCCAAGUUGGUACCUACCUCAUUUUCCCGUGGUAAGAGAAGAUAAAGAGACUACCAAAGUGAGGAUAGUGUACGAUUCAGCAGCCAGAUACGGCGGAGUAAGCCUCAAUGAUACCAUGUUGGCUGGACCAAAACUGCAGCAAGAUAUCUUUGACGUGCUAUUGCCUUUCCGCAGUAAUCCGGUAGCCCUGGUGGCGGAUCUGAUGGAAAUGUUCUCGCAAGUCGUCAUGGCGAAGAAAGAUAGACGGUACCACUGCUUCCUGUGGCGAGGCCUAGACCUCUCAAAACCCCCUGAAGUCUAUGAAGCAGUGAGAUUAGUGUUUGGUGAUCGUGCUUCACCUUACUUGGCCCAGUAUGUUGUGCGACAACAUGCAGAAGAUAACAGAGAUAACUACCCGCUAGUAGUGAACAUUAUCCUAUUACAGAUGUACAUGGAUGACAUUAUGACCUCAUUGGAGACGGAUGAUGAAGCGAUUGAAGCUUGA